Lontra canadensis (Northern American river otter) is the source of this 771-nucleotide messenger RNA. Its product is annotated as melanoma-associated antigen 8-like. The record is from RefSeq and is a predicted model, not a curated record. Gene Ontology annotation, biological process: negative regulation of transcription by RNA polymerase II. The transcript has a single exon. Lineage: Eukaryota; Metazoa; Chordata; Mammalia; Carnivora; Mustelidae. The coding region runs from base 1 to 744 and encodes 247 amino acids. Gene Ontology annotation, cellular component: nucleus.
AUGGCCAUGGCAGCCACUGCCUGGCGCCAGCCCGACCAGGGCUCCAGCAGCUCAGAUGAGGAGGGCUCCAGCACCUGGGAGGAGUCUGAAGAAGCCGAGCCCUGGCUCUCAGACGUACUCCAGGAGAAGACAGCUGACCUGGUGGGGUUCCUGCUCCUCAAGUAUCUCACCAAGGAGCCGACCAGCCAGGCGGAGAUGCUGGCGAUCGUCGGCGAGGGUGAGCAGGACGCCUUCCCCGGGAUCCUGGGCCAGGCGUCCGAGUGCAUGCGGCUGGUGUUCGGCGUGGAGGUGAAGGAAGUGGACCCCAGCGAGCACUCCUACGUCCUGGUCACCGUCCUGGGCCUCACCUGCGAUGCGAUGCUGAGCGGUGAGCAGGGCCCGCCCAAGACCGGCCUCCUGGUGGUGCUCCUGGGGGCGAUCCUCCUGGAGGGCGACCGUGCCCCCGAGGAGGUGGUGUGGGAAGCGCUGGGGGUCAUGGGGGUGUAUGCCGGCGAGGAGCACAUCAUCUACGGGGAGCCCCGGGAGCUCCUGACCAACGUCUGGGUGCAGGAAGGGUACCUGGAGUACCGGCAGGUGCCCGGCAGUGACCCUGCCCGCUACGAGUUCCUGUGGGGUCCCAGGGCCCACGCGGAAACCAGCAGGUUGCAAGUGCUGGAGUAUUUGCUGCGGGUCUAUCCCGGGCUGCCGGUUUCCUCCCUGGCCCCCUCUGAAGAGGCUGUGAGCGAGGAGGAAGAGGGGGCCUGAGCCCCAGGGGCGGCUGUGGUGCGGUCC